Messenger RNA from Lycium barbarum (goji berry), 5456 nucleotides. RefSeq names its product zinc finger CCCH domain-containing protein 44-like. The record is from RefSeq and is a predicted model, not a curated record. Lineage: Eukaryota; Viridiplantae; Streptophyta; Magnoliopsida; Solanales; Solanaceae. The transcript is spliced from 11 exons. Gene Ontology annotation, molecular function: DNA binding; metal ion binding; protein binding. The coding region runs from base 258 to 5156 and encodes 1632 amino acids.
UUUUUUUUUUUUUAUUCUCUCUCACACAUACACCCAACACAUAUUUUCAAUUUAGACGCACACUUUGGCUUCAACCAAUCGUGCCUCACCACCGUCUCUCUUCCUAAAAAAUCUCUCUCUUCUAAUUAAUUUCGUCUCAGAAUUUUCUUCGUUUCUUCAAAACGACGUCGCUUAAGUCAAUGAUUACCUCCUCCAAUAUUUUCGAUUCACUACGCAAUUCGUUAGUCUAGGGUUUUGAUACGAGCUCAAAAUUCACCAUGGAUGGUGGUAAUUCCAGCUCAGCUAUGUCCCUACCAUGUGUACAACAACCACACAAUAGUCAAAGGUUAGAAAGUAGUGCUGCAACAUCGGAACAGUGUAGUUCCGUACAUUAUAUGAGCGAUUCUCAGCUGGUCGCAGUUCCGUAUACGGUCGCCGGAGGUUCUCCGACUACGGUCGCCGGACUUGAUAAGCGGAAACGAGGUCGGCCGCCACGUCAGCAGGCGGCGAAACCACCACCUCCGGCGAAGAAACCGCGAGAAGAAGAUGAAGAUGUUUGCUUUAUAUGUUUUGAUGGUGGUUCUCUUGUACUUUGUGAUCGCAAGGGGUGUCCAAAGGCAUACCAUCCAGCUUGUAUUAAGCGGGAUGAGUCUUUUUUUCGCUCCAAGGCUAAAUGGAACUGCGGUUGGCAUAUUUGUAGUGUGUGUCAAAGAGCUUCCCACUACCUGUGCUAUACUUGUACAUAUUCAUUGUGCAAGGCAUGUACAAAAAAUACUGAUUACUUGUGUGUUAGAGGAAACAAAGGCUUUUGCUCUACGUGCAUGAGAACUAUCAUGCUGAUUGAGAACAAAGACCAAGCAAAUAAGGAAAUGGUAGAUUUUGAUGACAAAAGCAGCUGGGAGUAUCUCUUCAAGGUGUAUUGGGUGAUCCUAAAGGAAAAGCUAUCGUUAACACUUGAUGAACUUGUUCAAGCUAAAAAUCCAUGGAAAGAAUCAGUUGCAGUACAUGGUAAGCGGCCGCUACUGCCUUAUGGUCAUUAUGUUGCAAAUGAUGGCAAAGGUGUUGCAGGCAAGUCAUUUGACCAUUUAGAGCAGAAGAGACCCAUAGAACUGUUAGAGCUAUCUAAAAAGGAUCCUCCAACCACUGAAAGCAGAACAAUUGCAGAGUCUAAUAAUGCGAGCAUUCUCAGUUCUACUUCUCAGUCAGAGCUAACAAAGCCUGCUGAAGAGCUAGCGUUCCUGAAUGAAGAUUGUUUGAGGACAAAACAGGGAAGCACUGCUGUGCAGACAUCAGUGAAUGGAUGCACGGAGUGGGCAUCAAAGGAGCUUUUGGAUUUCGUUGCACAUAUGAAGGAUGGUGAUACUUCUGCUAUAUCUCAGUUUGAUGUGCAGGCACUUCUGCUUGACUAUAUAAAGAAAAAUAACCUUCGAGAUCCUCGACAGAAGAGUCAAAUAAUUUGUGAUUUGAGACUCAAAAGCCUUUUUGGUAAGCCACGUGUUGGCCACAUAGAAAUGCUGAAGCUUCUCGAGUUUCACUAUCUGAUAAAGGAGGAUCCAGAGAAGAGUGCUUUUAUUCCAGCUGGAAUUGUUGGAACAGCGACUGGCCAUGUGGUACCUGAUGAUAGCAAUGCCAUCUCUUCAUCUAAAAAACGCAAAAGUCGUAAAAAUGGUGAAGUAAAAAUGGCCCAGAUUAAUCUUGAUGAAUAUGCUGCAAUUAAUGCUCACAAUAUAAAUUUCUUAUAUUUGCGGCGUGAUUUGAUGGAAAAUCUUGCUGAGGAUGUGGAGAAGUUCCAUGACAGAGUCAUUGGCUCAGUUGUCCGCAUAAGAAUACCUGGUAACGAUCAGAAGCAGGAAAUUUAUAGGCUUGUCCAUGUUGUAGGUACAUGUAAGUCAUCUGAACCAUAUAAGUUAAGAGAUAAGACAGUUGAUGUACUACUUGAAGUAUUGAACUUAGACAAGAAAGAAGCCUUAUCCAUUGAUUCUAUUUCAAAUCAAGAUUUCUGUGAGGAUGAAUGCAGAAGAUUACGCCAGAGUAUAAAAUGCGGGCUUGUGAAAAGGCCUACUGUAGGUGAGAUACAGAAGAAAGCUAUGGAACUCCGGGCAGUAAAACUCAAUGAUUCCCUGGAAGCAGAGAUAUUACGGCUCAGUCAUCUUCGUGAUAGAGCAAGUGAGAAGGGGCACAAGAAAGAGCUCAGAGAAUGUAUAGAGAGGUUAGAGCUUCUGAAGACACCUAAGGAGCGCCAGCGGAGGCUACUGGAGAUUCCAGAAGUGCAUGCUGAUCCAAAGAUGGACCCGGAUUAUGCAUCUGAAGGAGAUGAUGGAGAAUACAAUGACAAGAGAAAAGUUAAAUAUCCAGCACCAAGAUGCACUCGGAUUAGUAGAAGGGAUGAAAAACUUCUGUCUUCAGGGAGUCUAGUUAAAGAAGAGGGAUCUAUCAUGGCUCAAUGUAGAAUGAGUGAGAAAAGAGAAGCUUGUGGAACUAAUAUCAUGGACAAGCAAGGAAAACAACUUACUGUUGAACAGGCUGUGGAUAGGUCUGGAUCUGAAACUUCAAUUACUAGUCUCUCUACGGUGAACUCAUCAUCCGUUAACGGUAGUGAAACUGAAAAACUGUGGCAUUACCGAGACCCUGCUAAACGAAUACAGGGACCAUUUUCCGUGAUGCAGUUGAGGAAAUGGAAUACAUCGGGGCUUUUUCCUCCUGAUAUGAGGAUAUGGACAAAUCAUGAGCAUGAAGACUCAAUACUUUUAACUAAUGCACUGAAGGGGCUUUUCCAUAAAGAAUCUCAAGUGCAUGAUAAGACAUCAAGCCAGUCACGGGUACCAGCUGCCUCAGAUAGUAGAACUUGUGUUAGUUGGUCUGAGAGUGCUGGCGCAGGGGUAGAAUGUCGAAAAAGGGAGAUACCUGGGCACCUCCAUAAUGCAAAUCACUGUUCAAAUGGUAACACAGAGUUUACGAGGAUGAAUGGGUUGUCCCCUUCUUUUCCACAAUGCGUGGACUCGUUGAAGGGAAACAACUCUUGUUCUGACAAACCUCAAUUGUCGAGCACCCCUUCAUCUAGUCAGCGGGAGGUGAUUUUAGCUCUUCCACGCCAAAGAGGACAUGAAAAUGAUAAUUGUCGUUCUGUGGCAGAUCAAGGAACUCAGAAUUCACGUAAAAGCACAUUGUGCUAUGCACAAUCUAACAGUCGGAAUUUAGGCCCGCCUUCUGAUCAGAACGCGGGAUCUUUUACCAGUAAUAAAUGUUCAAUUAACGUGGAUUUUGGAUCUACUUUUGCUUCAGCUACCAAAUCAAGUGAUUCAUUUGAACAGAAAGGAAAAAUGAAUCUUCCAGACCUACCUAGUCCUACUCCAGAGACGAGCUAUGGUGACCUUGAAGCUCAGGCUGCUGAGAAACUGCUUUUGUUGAGUUCAGUUAUUCCCGGUUGUGGUUCAGAUAUUCAUGAUUUGCCAAGUCCUACACCUAUUUCAAACAGUGAAGCUCAAGGUGGGCAUGAAGCUGAAAAUAAAGAAUCUGGUCCGUCGAGUCUUCCUGACAGCGAAGCUCAAGGUGGGCAUGCAGCUGAAAAUAAAGAAUCUGGUCGGUCAAGUCUUCCUGUCAGCGAAGCUCAAGGUGGGCAUGCAGCUGAAAAUAAAGAAUCCGGUCGGUCAAGUCUUCCUGACAGCGAAGCUCAAGGUGGGCAUGCAGCUGAAAAUAAAGAAUCUGGCCCGUCAAGUCUUCCUGAUAGCGAAGCUCAAGUUGGGCAUGCAGCUGGUAAUAAAGAAUCUGGCCCGUCAAGUUUUCCUGACAGUGAAGCUCAAGGUGGGCAUGCAACUGAAAAUAAAGAAUCUGGUCCGUCAAGUCUUCCUGUUCAGGAAUCAGGCCAAAGGUGUAGUAGUGCUUCUAGUCCAGUGGUUGGUGGGGCCCAACUUCGUGUAAUAGCUGAUGAAUGGGGUAGAAAUUCACCGGGUGCGAAACCAUCUACUGAAGAAUGGGAUUCUGGUCUUGUCUCUGAUUCCUCACUGAAACCGACCGACACUGUGGGUGAUCAUGUUGCCACACCUACUUCAAAUGCCGACCAACUUACUGCAAAACCACAAGAAUGGGAUUCUGGUCUUGUCUCCGUUUCCUCACUGAAACCAGCUGAAGCAGUGGGUGAUCAUGUUGCCACACUUACUUCAAAUGCCGACCAACUUACUGCAAAACCAUCUACUGAAGAAUGGGAUUCUGGUCUUGUCUCCGUUUCCUCACUGAAACCAGCUGAAGCAGUGGGUGAUCAUGUUGCGACACCUACUUCAAAUGCUGGCGAACUUAAUCAUACUUCCCCAUCUCAUCCUGUGUCAAACUUUUUUGGUGAGCCUAUAGAGUUCAGUACUUUGGCUGAGGAAUCAGUGUCAGACCUUUUGGCUGAAGUUGAUGCUAUGGAAUCUCAAAAUCAUAAUGGUAUGGGUUCUCCUACUUCUGCCAUGAGAUGUGGUGAGGAGAUGAUACCUGGUUGCAAAACUGAUUGCUUUAGCCCGAUUGAGGAGCUGAGUCCUACGCAUGAUCCUGUAAGAAGUGAUGCCUUGAGCUCCACCGGAGAUCUACAACUUCCUUGUCAAUCUACUCUGACGGAUGAAACAGUUGGUGCAUCUCGAGCUGAUGCUUUUGAUCCAUUAAGGAGGUCUGGUGGAAAUUCAUCUACGAGCAGUGAGGGAGAAACCAAGUCAGCUGAUGUUUUGAUUUCCCAGGGGGAUGUUGGUUCCAAUAUACCUGCACCUUGUACCACGAGUCAAGCUACUGCAUUUUCUGCUAUGGGUCGGAGUAUAGGAUUUGAAGGUAUGACCAGUGGCCGUGGAGCAGCACCUGGAAACCCAAGUUGGGGUGGACCAGUUCACGGGUAUGCAAAUGUUGGUUUUGGGAGCACCCCGGGGGCUGCAUGGGGAAAUUCUAAUAUGAAUCGAGGUGCCCCUUUCACUGGGAAUCCGGUGUGGGAUAACCAGCGGAGGUAUGCAGGGGAAAGGUCUGGUGGUCCAAGAGACUGGGCUCUUCAAGGAGGAGAGUCAGGAUUUGGUAGGGGUAGGCCAUCAUGGAACAGACAGCAGCCAUAUGGUGGGGGAGGAUACUCUAGGCCUCCUCCCAAAGGCCAGCGAAUUUGUAAAUUUUAUGAGAGCGGGCGCUGCAAGAAGGGGGCGGCGUGUGACUAUCGACACCCGUGAAGGUGUAAAUUGAAGGCAAUUGCUUUCUUUUUGUAUAAUCAGAAAUUCUUUUUUGAGCAAGAAAUUGACAUGUAGCUAAAAUGUUAUUCCUAUAACUUAACUGAAAAGUUUCAGUUAAAGAUGGCAGAUUGCAAUUUUUUCUUCCGGACCGGUAUGUUAAGUUGGUAUAGUUUAGUUGCAGAUCUAAAUACUAUAUGUCCUUGUAUCCGUUUCAGUAAAGUUUAUCGAACUCAGAAGACAGCCAUAUGUAUAAGCUGCAGUAGUGAAUUUAUACAUGCAGAAGCGAUAGAGUUAACGUGA